Messenger RNA from Hylaeus anthracinus, 6128 nucleotides. RefSeq names its product zinc finger protein Gfi-1b-like. The record is from RefSeq and is a predicted model, not a curated record. Bases 540 to 1748 code for a protein of 402 amino acids. Lineage: Eukaryota; Metazoa; Arthropoda; Insecta; Hymenoptera; Colletidae. The transcript has 6 exons. Gene Ontology annotation, cellular component: nucleus.
CAGACUGCGACGCGCGCUUCACGCGAGACCGUGCGUGCAUCCUCCUCGGCCAGACCGAGGUCAGUCAGGGUCCUGCUCUUCGCCAGGACACUCCGAGAGAAUCUUAAGAGCGAUUUACAGCUGCGUCAACCCUUGCUGUUCUUCUUCUCUCUACCUUUCAUUUCUUCGGACAAACCAACACGCGUAUCGGUCGAUCAGACGAUCGAUACGUCGACCAGUUCGCGAAACGGUCCACGCGGAACAAGUGUCGCGGAUCUGCAAUCAGGAGGAAGUGUUCCGCGCCUCGAUCCCGAUCGAUUCGGUGCAACGAACCCGACGACUCAGUCGAACGGUCGUCGCGACGAGUCCAGUGAACGUUAAACUGGUCCCACUCGUUUGGAACCGUCUGUGGAUUUGACUGAUUUGUGUUAAACAUUUGUGCGCGACACGGAAGCUGGAGCGAGACGUCUCGGCGACCUUACGUCCUCGCGUAGAAUUACUGUUCCUCUCCAUGAACAGUCGGAAGCUUUAAGGAAUCGAUCGUCAACCAGCCAGACGCAAUGUGCGAAGCGGUACCACGGACUUGGUAUACGAAACCAGAUCUCCACUGCAGCGGAGUUGGUGUUCCAGCGGGCGCUUUGUCACCCCCUGCCACACUUUCACCACCCAGCAGUCCUAGCGUGACUCUGCCACCUUCGCCUUGGAGUCCUGGCGCGACAGGAAACACCACCAGUAUCGCGACAUCCUCUCACCCUUCGUCGGUCUGUUCGUCGAGUCUCAAUCAACCAUCCUCGGAUCGCUUCAGCGCUUUCACUCUCGUCUCGACGUACAAUCCUGACACGAGACUUCAAACACUACCGUCAACGACCAUAGCCGCGACACGAGAACUGCGGUGUGGUCUGAUGUACGGUGGUUAUGGAUCAGCAGGGGCUACCUGGUGGGCCCGACACGUGAGUCUCUUGCUGCCCCAUUCCCUGCUGCCAUCCGCGAGAAUCCCAACUCAACAAACUACGCCAGUCACGAAUUGUUCGCCCGUUCACCUGGAACCACUCAGCCCAUCCAGAUCUGGCUCGCCGCGAAGAUGUACACCAGAGAAAACUAAAUUCGACGAAGAGGCGCCGCUGAAUUUGAGCACGAAACCUGGCGAUGUUUUGUCCAGUGUCGAGCGAAAAAGUAAAAUUUGGUCACCAGGAACAGUCUGCGAGAGAGAAGCAAAGGAAACCAGGGUGCCUUCCUCGAGGAGUCCCUCUUUGACUCCUGUGGUCACCAGACAAAUUCAUCAUUCACCACUGACGCCGCCCUCCUCGACGGAAAGGACUUUCCAAUGCAAACAGUGCGGGAAAGCCUUCAAACGGUCGAGUACGCUCAGCACCCACCUUCUGAUCCACUCCGACACACGACCGUAUCCUUGUCAAUAUUGUGGAAAGAGGUUUCAUCAGAAGUCGGAUAUGAAGAAGCACACGUACAUCCAUACUGGCGAGAAACCGCACAAAUGCGUGGUGUGCGGCAAGGCGUUCUCUCAGAGCAGCAAUCUGAUCACUCACAUGCGAAAGCACACUGGUUACAAGCCAUUCCAAUGCGGUCUGUGCGACAAGGCAUUCCAGAGGAAGGUGGACCUGAGGAGGCAUCGAGAAGGACAGCAUCCAGCAGCGCCGGCGCUCGAUUAUCGCUCCCUUCAACUACCCUCUCAAUCCAGCAACGUUCGACGCUCACCUCCGAUCCAGCCACCCUCGGCUUAUCACAUGAUACCCAUUCCUGGUAACAGUUGAGAUCUUUCGAUGUUCACCAUCCAUCUCUUCGUCUUCGAUUGAACUUCGCGGCAAACCUAUCUUUAACUGUUCGCGUGCAAUUCCAUCGCUAUCGUUUCCCUGUGCUCUCUCAGGAAUGAUAGAUGGAAACCCGCGAAGAAAUAAAAGAUAAUUCAAAAUAGUUUUCCUUGUCAACGUUUGCAAAAUUUAUACGCAGCUUCGAGUAUCGAUAAGGAUUCGAUGCUGUAGAAGAGAGAAGUCUUCUGUUCCGGAAAGCUUCUUAACCGAUUUGACUGCGGAUGGCGUUUAUAUUCUUUAAAUCAAUUUAAAAAAGGAUAUUAGCUCAUAGGAGAUGAGGAGACGAAACUUUUUUAUAUUUACAGUAUGUUCACAGGACGCUUAGUUUGGAAAAUAAAAAUUGAAAAGUUCGAAGUUCGUUGGAAAAAUUGAAUUUCAGGAAAAAGGUUUCCAAAAUUUUGAAUUUUUAUCUCUGAAACUAAACAUCGUGUGAAUAAACUGUAAAUAUCGUUCGUUUAUCAUUCUCUAUAAGGUGAUAUUUCUUCUAACAAGUUGAUUGCCACACUGAUAUUCACAUGGAAAUGUGUACAAUACUAAAAUUUUGCUUCGAGACUAUUGGGAAUUAUAGAAUCUAUCAUUUGUCGUAUUACCAAUUUUUAUAUCCCUGUACAAAUUUACCAAUUCUAUCUAGAUUCGUUUUCAUUAACACUCAGUCCUUAAAAUUAAUUGCUGAAGUUCCUCAGUGGAAAGCUCUGUCGCUCACAUAUGGGUGACGUGGCGUUCAACGUGUUAAAUUCACAUUUCUGCGCCUCUUACAAUUUCAAUGAAAAAUUUUUCCGCAGUCAGAGGAUUAACCAAGAAUUUUGAGUGUGUGCUCGAUAGGUAUAGCAUAAAGCACACCUGUCCCAAGUACCUGGCUCUGCUGGUAACCGGUCCUUACAUACCUCUCAAUUCUUCAACAAUGUAAAAACGCCGUAGGGGGUCACGCUUUUGCAUAUUCUUCGAGCUAAAGCUGUAGUCAUCGGCGAAUGAACAAGAUUAGCCGUUUUAGGUAGGGAAUCUUCAGCCGUCCAUUAUUGCUGUACUUUCGGUACGUACGUACAUGUAUAUAUAUAAAUACAUACUAUACAUAGAUAUAUUACAAAAAAUAUAUAUAUAUAUAUACACACGUUAAUUGUAGAUGCAAAGAUGUAUGUACAUGUACACGCGUGACACGUGAUGUAUGCAAGCAUACGUGUGAAUGAGAUAAAAUAUAAUUGGUCAACCUAGCGAUUAAGACGUUCAAAAUUAUUUCUUUGGUUUGCAAUACCGAGUGCAGUGUGUAAUAUUAAUUACACAAGAACUUGGACGAAUUUUAAUUGACAUGAAAAUAGAAGCAAUUUAUUUCGAACCGUUAUUUUCAAUACAGUUGUCUGAAAAUAAAAAUUGUACCUAUUUGGUUAUAUUUGUAUUUCAAAUCUUCCAAAUAAUUCGCAACAAAAGGUAUUUAUCUAGAGAAAUCUUUGCUAUAAUUUAAUUUGAACUAAUUCUUCCUUUGUCAAACAUAAUUUUCUCUUUUAAAUAAAAAGGAACAUAAUGUUCUGCGCCUGUGCAUUUACACCUACAUUUUUACGUCCAUGCGUGUAUGUAAAUGUGUGCGUGUGUGUAUGCUUGCGUGUACGAAUGUGUGCGCUUAUAAUUCCGUACAUACGAGUCAGCGUUACCAAUUGCACGUGCAGGGUUUUAAAAUACUUGGAUUUACGUCCACUUACUUUUAGAAGCGAUUUAUUAAUUGUUUGAACAGUAACGUGAAACAAUAUAAUAAAUUGUCGUUUAAAUCUUUGGCGAUCCAAGUACUCCUUCAAGGUACAAGCAAAAGAUGAUGUAUGAUAAUUCAAGUAAUUCAAUUAAUUAAAAUGUAAUUACCUUAUAACUAGACUGCGUAUCUGCGAAUAUGAACUUUACUUUCAAUCUUUUUUAUAUUCUUGCAUAUUGUUUGCAUUUUGUAGCUUCAUGCACAUUCAAAUUUCCUAUAAAUGCAUAAAGAUCCGCAGUCUACUUAUAACGUAUUCGCGUUAUAACUAAUGAAACAACACUUGCAAAUUAUGCUUCUAAAUUUUAUCGAAUAAAUGUCGGAUAAUUUUGAAAAAUGUCUGACCUCGUUAAAGACUUUGAUCGCCAAGGAUUAAUCAAAUACAGUUGUUUCUACCGUAGGAAAGAGUGGCAACAAGUGGGAUCGUUGACAAUAAUUUAUUAUUUCGAUUAUUGGCGCACAAUAGCAGUAGACAUCGAACGUAAAAUAUCGAUUCCUUUGAACCCUAGUCUCGUGUUACGACGUAGUUUCAAACAAUCGAAUGACUUGAUUCAAAAAGUUCGUGUUUGCAAUUGAAUUUUCUGUUUCGAUGAUUAAAUCAAUCCUUGUGCCAUUCCAUGGAACUAGAAUGCAUCGAAAUCACUUCUCUACUGGACCGAACACAUUAUAGUCGCAAGGUUUUAGUGCUAUCACUUCAAUCGACAGAAGGGAACAAGCAGGAACGGAAAUUUAAUUUGUUAACGUAAUUUAUCUUGUACAUCGAGCCCUCGAGCAUGGAAUCAAUCGUGAAACAAAGCUCGAGGCCCGAUAAAAUGAAUUUUAAAAACGUUAAUAAAUCGUCAACGCAUUUCAUCUCACAAAUUUGAUCAACCUUGAAAAAACUGCGAAAAAUAUUAAAAAUAUUAAAAAUAGAAGUGUUUUAACACGUUGGCUACCAUAUUCUUAAAAAUUCCUACGAGGCUUGAAUUUUAUUUUUAUACUAAUUGGAAACUGUGUAAUCUAUAAUUUAUUAUUUUUUCAAAUUCUUUGAUGAAAAGUCCUGUCACGUGACUAGUCAACGUGUUAUUAAGCAAUGUUCCCGUUAAACGAGAACAGGAAACGGAAGAAUGAAGAGGGCUGGAAAAUUUUUGUAAAAAUUCGAUGUCUGGCGAGGAAUCAUAGCGGCUAGAGGACCAAAGAUAGAAUAAGUUGGACCUUGUCGAUCGGUACUGUUCGGGUUUUCGUGAAGAAAAAUGAUGAGCAAAAUUCAAAUUGUUUGAAAUAUCAUCGGUCGGUUCAGUAAAUCGAGAACCCGUAAUUCACCAAAGACUUUGGUCCUUCGUGUGUAGAUUGUAUUAUACGGUUAGACUUAAGUCGUUUAAUUAAGAACGCGGAUUUCGAGAUCGUUUGUGUGGCCAUGAUACACCAUUGCGUAUGAAUAUUCGAUACUUUUCUGACAGUCGACAUAGAAAAAGAAACGUAGACGAUAAGCCAUCGACACAAUUGUUAAACCGUUACGCGAUUUCUGCUUUCAACGCCUUCGUGAAUGUUUGGUUGCAGUUGAUCCUUUGCACUCCUAAGACCAGCUGUACUGUCCAGACGCUUGGAACGGUUCCACUAUAAGCAAUGCAAUAAAUAUAAUAUUAUGUAUCAGGUAGACCGAAAAGUAAUGUCGUUUCUUUUACAUUAUAUUCAAACUUUCCAAUAAAUGUCUAUCUUCAAUUCAUUAUAUAAUCGCCCUCAUUCUUAGCAGCCUUUUGUCACCUAGUGUGCAAAUUUUCAAUGGCAGAAAAAUCAAUGAGCUGAUAAAUGAUAAACAAGUAUUUAAGAUGGCAAAAACGACAUUACUUUUCAGUCCACCUAAUAUGUUUAUGUUUGGUUCAUACAAAUUUAAAGAUUGGAAAAAUUGCGAAGAUUUAUUCGUGUUGAGUUAAAACUUGUUGAGUUGAUUACUGGUGCAUAGCCCAACUACUUGGAGUGCAAAGGAUUAAAGUGAAAGAAAAAUUGGAUAUAUUGUACAUCAAGUCACGCGAACCUACGAUAGAUGGACUCGAUAGAGAUAGGAAAUAUCGCGAAAGAAAUAAUAGAAUUUGAAAGAAAAAUUAAAUUGCGUAGAAAUGAUAUUUAAUAUCUGUUCAAUGACUGGAUGGAUGGCGUUUUCAAAGUGAUAAACGAGUGAUUCGAAUACAAUUGCGAAAUUAUUACGAAUAAAUUUAUCAUAGUUUUUGUUAUAAAGGUUUAUUUGUAUGAAAAAUGUUUCACAGGUUUGCGCGAACGCGUCGCCACGAUGAAAACGGAAACGCGUGAAUGUUCACGCGUUCACGAGGCAACGUUUUUACCUUUAUUUGUAAUCCACUAGAUUUCUUAUGUAUUCGACGUGACUUUCGUAAAUGAUACUCUAAGGGUUAAGUAUAAAUAAAAUGUAACAGAUAAGUGGAGUCCGACGCAUAGAUAAGUAGAAUUAACUUAAAGCAUGCGUGAGAUACAAGGCGACUGUCGACGAAACGAACGCGAGUGCGAAUGUAAAUGACAAAUUUGUGUUAAUCGGUAAACCAAAAAAUAUGUUUACAAUUGGUAUAAAGACGGUAUCGAUUGAAUAAAUUGUUUUUCUU